CCGAAGAACACCACAACAAUGUCCGACAACCUAUUGAAGGAUGCGCUUGUGUUUGUGUUCAUGUUUUUCACCAGGAUCAUUGUCACCGCAUACACUUACGCCACACUUCCCGUCUACUAUGUGUGCCAAAAGCCGUGGCAACGACUGGCCGUCGCUAACCGCUGCGGCGGUCACCAAACGGAUCCGACGGACCCGUACUCGGAGUGGGAGCGCGAGAUUGAGAUACCACAGCAUCCGCUCAUGUCGUGUCAGACGGUGUGCGAAGCCAUCGACAAAGUCCGAGAGUUGUAUCCGUUGGACAAACCGUCGGUCGGCUAUCGGGAAGUGUUGGCCGAAGAGGUGCAGUGCGAUCGCGACGGACGGCCCAUCAAAAUGGACGGCAAAGUGUUGCGAAAGUAUCGCCUCAGCGACUAUAAGUGGCUAACACUGGGACAAGUGUGCGACCGGAUUGACCACAUUUCGCGCGGCCUUAUGGACGCCGGUCUCCAGAAGGGCGAUCGGGUGGCCAUCUAUGCCGAGACCGGUGUCCAGUGGUUUCUCAUGAGCGGCGCGAUCGCCAAAAUGGGCGGCGUUUUGGUCACAGUUUUUCAUACGCUCAGCGAUGAGGGACUCGUUCACGCCCUCCAAGAGACCGAAGUGACAGCACUGGUGACCAGUUUUGAGUUGAUUACCCGCGUGUCCGCACUGUCCGUUCAAUUGCCACUUCUUAAGACUGUUGUCUACUUUGAAGGGCCGAAGAAAGAGCUAAACUAUACCUUCAGAGACAGUAUUAAAGUAUUAUCGUUGAGCGAAUUGGAGGCCAACGGCAGAGACAAUGGACACAAGUAUACGAUCACGUCGUUAGAUCCGGACGCCGAGUGUAUGAUAAUGUACACGUCGGGCACCAGUGGUCUGCCAAAGGGUGUGAUCGGCACAUCCCGGCAGCUGAAGGAGGCGGCGAUGGCUAUGGGCCAAGUGGUCAGGAAUGUGAUAAUGGACGGCCCGACACACACCUACAUCGCUUACCUGCCACAGGCGCACAUACUGGAGGCCACGAUCGAGGUGUUUCUGUACUUGGGUGGUGUCCGCAUUGGUUUCGCCACACCAUUCACGCUCAAUGAGUCGGCCCCCGGUCUGGCCGACGGCACCGUAUGUGAUAUACAGCUACUCCGGCCCACUAUUAUGACUACCGUUCCCCUCGUGUUGGACCGCAUCCGUAAGGAGAUGUACGCCAAACUGGCCGCCCGUACGCCUGUGUCCACCGCUAUAUUUAAUUAUCUCAUCGAUUAUAAGUCACAUUGGAUUCAAAAGGGCUAUAAGACUCCGAUUGUCAAUACAUUAGUUUGCGGUAAAGUUAGGCAACAAUUGGGCGGAAAGUUACAGUAUAUGGUGGUCGGCAGCGCACCCCUCUCUCCACAACUACAGGCGCUCAUUAGGUGAGUUCACUGACAUCUCUCU
This is a messenger RNA of Medioppia subpectinata, 1437 nucleotides long. The record is from the annotation of a GenBank genome assembly. Lineage: Eukaryota; Metazoa; Arthropoda; Arachnida; Sarcoptiformes; Oppiidae.